Zea mays is the source of this 740-nucleotide messenger RNA. Its product is annotated as AGP16. The transcript is spliced from 2 exons. The record is from RefSeq and is marked validated. Lineage: Eukaryota; Viridiplantae; Streptophyta; Magnoliopsida; Poales; Poaceae. Bases 160 to 378 code for a protein of 72 amino acids.
CCUGUGCAUCGCCGGACGGAACCAAACGCCAAACGCUGCUGCGCUCUCUCCUUCUCGUCCUGACCCCCCAGAGCGAGAGGGAGGGGCACCCAGAGGAGCCUGUCGUUUUGAUCGGUGUCUCUGCCCCCGUUCCCGCGAGGAGAGAACAACCUGGAGAAAAUGGCGCCGAUCUCCGGAGCCACGGCAGUCCUUGUGAUGGCCGUCGUCGCCACGCUCGCCGCCGCGGCUAACGCCCUGGCCCCCGCCCCAGCACCUGCUACCAGUGACGGAACAAGUGUAGACCAGGGAAUCGCCUACGUCCUCAUGCUGGUGGCGCUUGUCCUCACCUACCUCAUCCACCCAUUGGACGCCUCCUCCGCCUACAAGCAGCUCUUUUAAAACCAUCCGCUUUGUAAUUUGGCGCCAAUUGAGGGUGUCAUUAACGGUGUUCGAUUAUUAAUCGAUCCAGUUUGGCCCCACAACUAGAAAAGGAAAAAAAUGCACACAUCUUAUCCUUGCUACUUCUAGGAUCUUUUCAUAUGUCUUAAUUUCAAUCGAGGGCGAGGCCAGAAGAAGCCAAAUUAUUGCAAAUACUCGUUAAGCCUUGUUUAGUUAUUUUCAUUUCAUUUGGAUUAAAUGGGAUUGAAAGAAGUUAGCAGGAAUUUUGACUUGCUAUAGAUUUAAAGCUACCUAAUCUUGUUCAAUCCACAUGGAUUGAGAUUAAAUCGAAAAGGCCUUUAGGGGACCAUUUUUUUUAGUUC